AUGGCUUUGGUUGAAGAGACAAAAAUAAUAAUUAAGCAAAUGAAAAGUGAGUAAUUGAACAAUAAAAUCAAAGGUUAUUAAAGAAAGAUCGAAAACUUUAGAUAAAUUCAAACCUAAGUAAAAGAAUUGAAAUUGUCAAUCAACAACACCUUGGAUAAAGUUUAGAGUAACUUAGAUAUUAAAAAUAACUCUUAUGGAGAAAGAGCUAGAAGAAUCAGAAUAAAAAACCCAAAUUACUACUUUUGAAGAAGAUGUUAAAGUUUUAUCAAAGAAUUACAAAGGAUCAUUUAGUUUUGAAGUUCCUAAGGAAUUCGAGAAAUCAAUGGAUAAUAAUUCUUAUAUAGAUUCAGUAUAAUAGUAAUUGUAAUCUAUAAUUAAAUGUCUUAUUUCAACUAAAUCAACGAAUCUUUAGAAAGCACUAAUGUGGAAGAAGACCAAAAAGAAAUAAAGUAAAUCUAAUGUCUCUCAAAAAAGGAGGAAAAUCUAUUGUAAUUAUUAUUAUAUUAUACAUUUAUAGAAAACUCCAAGCUUGAAUAUUUAAUGUAAUAAACAUGGAAAAGAAAUUAUCAUGUUAAAUUUAAAUCCUGAAAAAACUAAACUUUCAAGAUAGGCUUGUGUCGAAUGUAUAUAAUCAAAUGAUCCAAUUAAAUAUAUAACUUUAAGUGAUGCGAAUUUUAAAUGGAAUGAAUAUUUGGGAUAAACUAGUGAUCAAAUUAAACAAUUUAAGGACUUAAGAUAUUUUAAAUAAAGAUAAAUAAUUGAGACUCUUGAAGAAAUUAAAAAUAAGUACAAUUCUUCAAUUUCAGACGGGUAAACACUCAAUAUUCAAUUUUUUCUCAACAAGAGUCUAAUGAAUUUAAUGAAAAUAUGAUUUAUUAAAAGAAUGCUGAAUAAAUAAAUGAGUUAUCUGAAAUAUUAAGCUAGACAGAUAAAUUUUAAGCUUUAACUGAGAAAUAAUUUAAUAUAUAGAAGGAAGACUUUAAUUUAAUGGAAAUAAUUUCAACUAAUUUUCAAAAAUUAUUAUAAAAUGAUAUAUUGGUAUAGAAUAAGAUUAAUAAAAUAAUCAAUGAAUAUAAUUCCUAUAUUGCUGAAAUCAAGGUUUAAAAAAGUGAAAUUUGUCAAGAGGAAAAUCACAUUUCUAAUCAAUAAUCAAUUUAGUAAUUAAAUUUAUAACUUCAUCAUUUAUAAAUAUAUUAAGGUAUUUUGAAUGAAGCAUAAAAUUAGUAUGAAUUUCUUAUGAAAACAAUAAGUAACUUAUCAAUAGAAUUUAAAGAUUUGUAACUGUAACAAGUAUAGCUCUAUUACUAAAAAUUAGUUUAAUCAAUACGUAUCUAAGAUUGAAAAGGAUUUUUAAAUAAUGAAGAAACUAACAAAUUUUGAUAAAGUUGAGACUCUACAAAUCAAUCAUUUGUAUUUAUAUCCAUGUGUACAUUUAUAUAAUAAAUGUAAAAUAGAGAUAUUAAAUUAAUUAUUUAAAUGA
This is a messenger RNA of Paramecium pentaurelia, 1480 nucleotides long. The record is from the annotation of a GenBank genome assembly. NCBI's taxonomy places the organism in Eukaryota, Ciliophora, Oligohymenophorea, Peniculida, Parameciidae.